Centruroides sculpturatus (bark scorpion) is the source of this 1166-nucleotide messenger RNA. RefSeq lists its product as uncharacterized. The coding region runs from base 66 to 545 and encodes 159 amino acids. The record is from RefSeq and is a predicted model, not a curated record. NCBI's taxonomy places the organism in Eukaryota, Metazoa, Arthropoda, Arachnida, Scorpiones, Buthidae. The transcript is spliced from 2 exons.
AUAUUCUUAAUUAUUUUUAAAAGGUUUGGAAUGAUUCUGCAUCUGCAUUUAGCAUUCAAUGCAAAAUGGAGAGAACAAAGCUUGAAUGGUCUCCAUCACUAUCAAAGAACAUUCAAGAAAUAUCUUUAUAUUUUAAAAAGUCAAGCAGUUGUUUAGACAAUAAGAUUAUUCUGAGAGAAAAAGAAAAAAACUCUUCUGCCAUACAUUUUUCUAAUGUAGAACUAAAACUGAAUAGCACUGACAUCUUUGCUGUUAGUAAUGCUGGAACAGUUCUGGCAUUUAGAAUAGAUUCCUUCAUUGUAGAAAAAUCAAUUUUAAGAAUGCAAUUUGAGCUCGAUGGAUUAAAAGUACAACAUUUUAUUCAACCUAAAAAGCCUUUUCAGUGCCUAAAAUCUUCAGAAAUAAAGAACUAUGUGUUAAAUUUCAGAACUGUCAAGUUUGAUUAUGAAGACAAAGUAAUUUGGUUUUAUAUAAAAAUAUUUUUGUUUAUUGUUUUGUUUCUAAUCAUUUUUAUAUAUAAUAAAGUAAAAACUUUAAACAUUUAAGACCGGUUUUAUUGAUGAGAUAAUGUAAUAAUUUUAAAUUAAUCUGUAUUAAAUAAUGGGAGUCUUCAAUAUAAGUUAUACUAAUGCUAAAAUAUAAAAUUACAACAUUUGUUUUAAUGGUAAAAUUUCAUUGAUUAUACAAAUAUUUUUACAGUAAUUAUAGCAUGAGCACUAGCAUGAGUUUUAAUCUCAAGAUUAAAUACAUUUUAAUAUACAAAAUUUGCACAAGUAUAAAUCUUUAGAAUAAACUGUCAGCUAAGUUAACUGGUCAAUUUUGGACAGUUAAAACUUAUUCUGUAGAUUAGCAAAGAAACAAGAUGGUUGAUUGGCUCCAGUUUCAAUAUGGAUGAUCUUAGUUUAGAUUAUUUAAACCAAUCUUGACAUAAUAUUAAAAAGAUCAGAUCUUAUAAUCAGAGCCGUAACUAGGCAGGUGCAACAGGUGCAUUCGCACAGGGCCCACUUGGAAGGGGGGCCCAAACUGCUGUUCACAAGAAAUUAUAGUUUUAAAUCUUAAAUUUUUCCUCCUUUUUAUUGGCAAUUACAUUUUGCCUUAUUUAAACCCUAGAUGUCUGCUCACCAGUGUUUCCAACCAUGGCAACUUUUAGAGGGACGUAGUGAGAU